Molecule: messenger RNA, 1455 nt
Organism: Nicrophorus vespilloides
Lineage: Eukaryota; Metazoa; Arthropoda; Insecta; Coleoptera; Silphidae
Product: succinate--hydroxymethylglutarate CoA-transferase
Exons: 1
Coding region: 121-1404 (427 amino acids)
Molecular function (GO): catalytic activity
Source: RefSeq, a predicted model, not a curated record
CCACAGUACAGAGAGCGAGCGGUGCGUUACGUAACCGCUGAUAACACGUUGUUUGUAAUUUUUCUGCUUUUUCACUAAUCGCGGGUCGUAGGCAUUUAGUAGAUUUAGUAUUGAGUCAGCAUGAAUGCAGUCAAGUUAUUUAAGAAACCAUUGCAAUUAUGCAGAAUUGCAAAGGUGACUGAGUUGGUUAGAUUCUCCAGCAAUGCCACCAACAUCCAACCACUGGAGGGCAUCCGUAUACUGGAUAUGAGCAGAAUCGUAGCUGGUCCGUACUGCACCAUGAUCUUGGCAGAUUUGGGUGCAGAAGUUAUUAAAGUUGAAAGACCAGGCAGUGGAGAUGAAGCCAGGAAUUGGGGACCACCAUUUGUAGGCAGUGAAUCAUGUUAUUUCAUCUCAGCCAAUCGCAAUAAAAAGAGUAUGUGUGUGAACAUUCAAACAGAGAAAGGCAGGGAAAUCCUCUAUAAUUUAGCUCAGCACUCAGAUGUGUUAGUGGAAAACUAUGUUCCUGGUAAAUUGGAUCAGUUGAAGUUAGGUUAUGAGCAUUUCAAGGAAGUAGCGCCACAAUUAAUUUACUGCUCAAUCAGUGGUUAUGGUCCGGAUGGUCCUUACAAAAAUAAACCUGGAUAUGAUGUUAUUGCUGCCUCUAUUGGUGGUCUCUUACACAUCACUGGCCCAGAAAAUGGUGAGCCAGCUAAAGUAGGUGUUGCUGUAACAGAUCUAGCAACAGGUUUAUAUGCUCAUGGAGCCAUAAUGGCUGCUUUAUUAAAGAGAGCUAAAACUGGAAAAGGUCAAAAAAUUGAUUGUAAUUUACUAAGUACUCAAGUGGCGAGCUUAAUAAACAUUGGCUCAAACUAUCUGAAUGCUGGAAAAGAGGCUACCAGAUGGGGUACAGCCCAUGAGAGUAUUGUGCCAUAUGAAGCAUUCCCAACAAAAGAUGGGUAUUUCACGAUUGGAACAGGCUCAGAUGCUCAAUUUAAACAUUUUUGUAAAUUGAUAGGACAAGAAGAACUGGGUACAAACCCUAAAUAUCUCACCAACAAAGAUCGCGUGAAGAAUCGGCAAGAAUUAAUUGCUCUUAUCAAGAGCGUUAUGAUUGAACAUCCAAAUUCUUAUUGGAGCAAAUUAUUUGAUAAGGCUCAAUUCCCGUGCGGACCAAUAAACAAUUUAGAAAAUGUUUUCAACGAUCCGCACAUUAAGGAAAUCGAAUUAGUCAAGGAAAUUGAACACCCGACUGCUGGUAAAAUUAAAUUAGUUGGACCACCGGUGAAAUACAGCGACGGCGGAAAUUUGGUGAAAAUGCCUCCACCAACUCUCGGUCAACACACAGAUGAAAUCCUCGAAGAAGUUUUAAAAUUCGAUAAAAACGUCAUUGCCCAAUUGAAACAAGAUAAAAUCAUUCAAUAACAUAUUCUACUAUACUUGCCAUACACAACAAUACUAACAACAUUCUGAUAA